CCUUUGCUAUAAUUUAUCGCGAGAUAAAAUAUUUUACGAUUAAAAGAUAUUAUUAGAGAUAUUAUUAUAAAUAAGGAAACAGAAAACUUUAUACAAGUGUGUUUAUAAUAAGUAAUUUUUUUAUCGGUUUUAAUGUCUCCAGCAGUAGUUUUUUGACACAGCGUUUGAUAGCUAGUCUUCUGAAAAAUAAAACAAAGUUCCCUUUUUCGGGGCUAAAUCAUUGUUCCUAUUUUACUAAUAAAGCAAAAGAUAUAAAAUCAUAUAAUAUUAUAUUCUCUUCUAUUUUAUCUACUCCCAUACAGAAUAGAAAUGAAUAAAAAUAUACACCAUAUAUAUAUAAUAAAAUCAAAGUUUUUUUAUUGCUUUUAAGACGGGAUUUCCCGCCAAAAUAUCUGUUUGAGAUAGGUCAAGCGGAGCGGAGACUGGCAGACCGGGUAGGUGGAUCAAGGUGAAUAACAUGUAAGAAGACGGGUGGACGCGCCAUAGGUAACGGGCGACAGGCGACAGGCGACGGGCGACAGGCGACAGACGACAGACGACAGACGACAGAGAACGGGCCACAAACUACCAUGGCUGGCCAUAGCACUACUGCUACUGCACAUCACUGCACAGUGCAGAGUGCACAGCACUGCCGCAGCCCGCCAUGGCGCUACUGUCGGCCGACGCGGUCGCUGGUCGCUGUCGCUGUUUUCGUCUUGCCUCGUAGAACGACGAACAAUUUUCCAGACUGAGGAAAAUCUAGCCGUUCACAUCGACUUCGCCGUGUGUAAAAAAAGAGAUUGCGGGUCAAACCUAUACAGAAUGGAAGGAGACGAUGGCCCUUCGGCUAUCAGUAGUAAACCUACCAUCAUCAAAGCGGCGCAAGAGCAAAUGGGACGAUUAGACGUAUUAGUAUGCGGACAGUGUCAUUCCGUUUUUCACUUUAUUGAAGAGUUUCAAGAACAUCGUACAAAGGAGGGAGCUUGCUCCAAAGUUUCACAUUUUCGUGAAAAUAACGACAAUGGACAAAAAGCACAAGUUUGGGCAUUCUUGUUAUGGAAAGAUUCACAAACCCAACCAGAAGGUUCGGACAAAGAUGCGACUAAUGCUUGGAAACUCUACCAAAAAUGGUGUAAAAUGGAUAUGCAUGUAAGAGAUUCCUGGAUUGCAGCGGGAAAGACUAUACAAACUUUUACAAAAAUUAGUAACGCAAAAAUGCAAGAUACACCGAUACAAGUUCAAACAAAUACUAAUGUCGAAGGUGCCAAGCCGAUAAUAGUUCGCAAAAUUAUUAGAAAUGGACAGCCAGACGAAACGAAUGAAGCUAAAAAAGAUACUACAAAAUUACCAGAAACAAAAACACAAAAGAAUGAAUCUGUAGAAAUGGAAACGGACAAAAAAGAAAAGCCAAAACUUAAACCAUCAAUUAAGCCCAAGAACAAGUCUGGCAAGGCAGCGAUUGAAGACGCGGAAUCAAGCAACGAAGAGUACGUUGUUGAGAAAAUUUUAGCUAAGCGUUUUAAUCCCAAAAAGAGAUGCUCGGAAUUUUUAAUUAAAUGGGAAGGCUGUUCACAUGAAAAUAAUACAUGGGAGUCUGCAGAGGCUGUAUCAACUUGCAAAAAUAUGUUGGAAGAAUUUGAGCGGAAUCUCGCUAAGCAAAAAGAGCUUAAAGCAGCUCAACAACAAACUAAUACAAAAGUCGUAGGACGUGCAAGUUUACCGGCCCAAAAACCGGUGAUAAAAGCUGAAGUUAAUAAGCCUGGACCGAGUACAGCGACACAAGCGGGACGACCAAUGCGAUCAAGUAAAUCAAAAGCAAUGGAUCAAGUAAAGCAAUGGUGCGGCUCGAUGAAAGAGGAGGAUAACGAACUAUUAGGUAAAAGGAGAAUGCACGAUUCGGAAAGCGAGUCAGACGAUGGAGAAAGCAGCGCUGCAAAGAGGACUAAAGUCGAUACAGGCAGUGAUGACGAAUGGACUGGAGAAUCGGACAGUGAUUCGAGAAUGGGCCGUAGCGAUGUGAUUCAACGUGCGUUCAGUCGCGCUAAUGCCCAGUCUAAUGGUUCCAACAGAGCGUCAGUUUCAUCCACUGACUUGGCAACCUCAUUAGGAUUACAAUCUCCCGAAGGGGCAAAAUCCAGCCAACCACCUGUUUUGGUAGCUAACGCUAAGGGAGUUGUUAAAGUCGAUCCCAAACAGAUGCCAAAUUUAACUUCUGGCGUUUAUGUCAUGUCACGGAAAGAUGGUAUCAUUAAGCUAGAUUCGUCGCCUAGCGGAAAACUGGCAGUCAAAGGAUCUCCGACGACGCAAGGUGUGUUAAUGGUUCAAAAUCGGGACAAUAUAGCGAGAAAACAAUCAAAUUCGAUGACUCCUGCGAUGAAAGUUGUUUCAAAGAUGGAUGGGAGCCAAGUAGUAACGCAGAUGAAAGUGGUCACCUCCAAACCUAUUACGGCGAAAACGCCGGGAAGUGUGCAAAAGACAGAACCUAUAAAGAUACAGCCGAAACCAGAUCCGUCGCAAUUGCAACAAAUACACGUUGUGACUGCAAUGUCGGGACCAAUAGCUUUGCAGCCGAGAAUAACUACAGGCAUAAGGCCUACUUCCGUGACGCCUCAGCGAACGGCAGACGGUCGUCCUUUAUUACCUAGACCAGCGUUGCGCGCAACAACAGCAACGAGCGUUCUUGGUACUAUUCGCACACCUGUCAGAGCACCGGCACCGAGACAGAUUCAAACGCCAACGACGCGUCCCGUAUUGCACAAGCGUGCUACGACGACGGUCAUAAAUACGCAAUCAGUUUCGCCGAGUGCCACCGGCACGCCAGUCGCGCAGAUCAGGCCGAAAUUCACAGUGCUUACGACACCCGCGCAAUCCAAACAGGUGAUUAAAACUGGAACUAGUCCAGUACAACAAACACAAAUGAAACAAUCUCCGAAGACGCCAGUGGGUAAGGCACAAUCGUUGUUAUCUCCGCAGCAAAAGUUAUUAAUGGCAAAGAGGAAAGCGCAAGAAGCAGCGGGUAUAAUUAAACCGGGUGGUCGUGGACUUUUGGCAGGUGCACGCGCAGGUGCCACUGCAGGACGAGGCAGGGCGAAAGUAGGCGAGACAUCUUCGGCGAUUACUCAGGCAGGAGCAAAAUUCAAGGAAAGCAAACUAGCGGAAGGUGAUGGACUUCACAUGGAGUUUCAUGAGGUCGGUUCAGAAGAGAGCAGCAGCGAUGGUGAGCCUGAUUUACCGCCUCCUCCCGAGUCUGAUGCCAUCACAGCUCUCGAGCCUGACAGUCCACCACGUCCGUUCACAUUGUGCCCUCUCACGGGACGUAUAAUCGGUCCAGAUGGUGAGCCAAUCGAGCAAGCGGCGGAACAACCCGAGCCUGAACCAACUGCAUCACCUUCAAACACCACGACUUUAUCGACUGCGAUGAAAACAACCACUACCGUAUCCGAAACUACGAUCGCAGCAGACGACGUUACGGCUGCUACUACCACUACCAGCACUACCAGCACUACCACUACCACCACUACCGACGCCGACGCCGACGCCGCCGCCGCCGCCGACGCCGAAUUGGUCUUACCUUCUCUGGAUUCGCUCACAGAAAGCGGUAUUAUGAGGGUCGAGAUGAGUCCUGGUGGAACAACCGGUACCAUUGUUCAAACUAGCGAAACAACAGCGCAAAUUAAUCUAUCGAACGUAACGGUACCUGCACCGGAUUUGCCAUGUUUGGACGAUACCGCUCCUACAAUACCAGCUGUACCAGCCGUUCCCGCAUCCACGCCUUUGACAGAAAACACGACGAGCCCCGUUGAAACAUCCAUCACCACGGCAUUGUCGGCUGUUACAGCAGCGACAUCAACCGUUACCAUGUCAGUAACGUCUGCUGAUGCUAAGACUGACGAUAAGAUAUCGGAAGAAAGAAAAGUGACAACAGACGAUGCGUCUAAUUUGGUUACUCUAGCAGAACAUGGUGUCGUCUAUCAAGUCGCGGGCCAAGCAGAGGAUGGACAGACGCUUUUAGUAACGCGCGACGCCGAUGGCGAACAGCAAAUAUAUGUAACUACUGAACAACAAGGAGACGACGGCUCUGUCUUGACAUUUAAUCACGCGGUUGCCGAGGCUGUAGCGCAGUUGAUUCCUGAUCAGGUAAAUCUCACUCCCCAGUUUUACGUAAAGGAAGACGGAGCCGAACCGACUGAAAAUUCAAUGGUGAUGUCUAUAAUGGAUAACGCGAAUGCGACCGAUGUAACCGGGGCCCAAGAGGAUAAUGACGGACAGGCACAAGUUGUAGCUCAAGUAGUACAAGCUGAAGAACCCACUCCAGGGGGAACUAGGAGAGUAGUACUGCUCUUAUCGGAUGGAAAUUUCAUGAUGACCGAAGUGGACGAAGAACAAUACGCUGCAUUGGAACUUGACAAAAAAACCGAAUCAAUUGCCUCAUCGGUUAGCCAACCAAAAAGAAAUAUUUCAAAAACAGAGUUACGAAAGACGAUCUUAAUUGCAGUCCCUAAUUCUGUGGAAUUUCAUAAUUAUGAAUCAAAUAAAUUAUAUCGGAAAGUUGUCGUACUACAAAAUGUAAGUACGUCUUUGGCCAGAUUUCAAUUAGCAGCAAGGCCUAUAUAUUCACGAUUCACUGUCAUGAUUGAAUGUAAAAGACAAAUGGGCAGUAUUUCCCCAGGAAUGCACGUAAAAUUAAUUAUUCUCUUUCGUUGCGAUAUUUUGGACGAGCCCAAAGAAAUGUUAAUAAUAAAUGUACAGCAAGGUCGUUCGGUGAUUAUCAAAUUGCGCGGAUAUCGAGAUUCACCGAUAUUGCGAAAGAAAAUAAAUUCACAGUUUACCGAUACAAGUAGCAACGCUGGAGAAAGUAGAUUAUAUUGCAAGAAAUUAAAAAGCUUUGAUUGUGGAGAAUGUCUCGUAGAUCAACAAGUUAUUUCAUCUCUGAUGGUUAAAAAUGUCGGAGGCGAGGGAAGAUUUUUCAUUAUGAGCGAAAUCGACUGGUGCUCGAUGCAUAUCGAGGAUGUGACAAACGACAAUAUGCUGAUUCUAUCAUCUUUUGCUAUGUGGCCCGCAUAUUUUACACUUAAACCGCAAGAGCAUAUAUAUCUAUACAUCUAUUUCUUCCCUAAUACUCACGGAAUGCAUGUAAAUUAUAAUGUGAAAAUAGUAAAUUUUUAUAUCUUUCUAUUAAAUAACUCUCUCCUCUCCUUUUCCUUUCUUUUUAUUGGCUCUAAAUUUAGAUAGAGACAUUGUAUGCAAUUUGCGACAAUUGUUCCGUGAUAACAACGGAAGUCAUUGGAGACGGAGUCGUGUA
Molecule: messenger RNA, 5281 nt
Organism: Formica exsecta
Lineage: Eukaryota; Metazoa; Arthropoda; Insecta; Hymenoptera; Formicidae
Gene: Chro
Product: serine-rich adhesin for platelets
Exons: 14
Coding region: 802-5211 (1469 amino acids)
Biological process (GO): negative regulation of transcription by RNA polymerase II; negative regulation of cell population proliferation; chromatin organization
Cellular component (GO): pericentric heterochromatin
Molecular function (GO): chromatin binding
Source: RefSeq, a predicted model, not a curated record